CCCCAAACACCUUCAAUUGAGACUUUUUACAAUGUUACAGGCACAGUAUCACUGUUCCAUAACAAAACAUUAACCUCAACUUGUGUUCUAAAGUAAUAAUAAAACCGAACAUUAAUAUUUUUUUUUUGAAAAAGGUCCACGAUAUUCAGAGCUUCUUCCGCGUUCCUUCCAUCCCAUUUCACCACUCUACACUCUACCCUUUCUUUCUCUCUCUCUCGAAUCAGCUACAGUAAUGAAGAAAGUCUUAACCUUGUAAACGUUACACUUUCUUCUUGUCCUUUCCUUCCGAUUCAAGGGACCAAGCGCGUGCCCAUUCACCCUCAUGAGAAUAAGAUCUCACCUGGGAACCCACACUUCACGCAAUGCAAGACCCCACUUCUGUUUCCGAAACUGAUCACCACCAUCAGCAGCACCAUCACCAUGAAACUGCGUCGUUCAAGCGCAGCAACCGUUCUAAGCGACCCGUGUUCAAGGUACUCCCCGGUCAGAUCGCGUUCCGCUUGGUAUGCCACGCGUCCAUCGUCGGUGGCUUGAUCGGUAGCUCCGGCUCCAUCGUGUCUCAGCUCCGGCGGGAAACGGGGUGUAAAAUCCACUGCGAGGACUCGGUGCCCAGCAUCGAAGACCGGGUCAUAUUGGUAAUCGGGUCGCUUUCGCCCCGAAAAGGACUCGAUUUGGGUGAUGGGGAGGUUGAGGUUUCGAACGCGCAAGAAGCUGUAGUUAGGGUUUUUGAGAGAGUUUGGGAACUUGAGGCCGAGAAAGGGUUUAACGUUAACAAAGGCGUGAACGGCGAGGUUUUGUGUAAAUUGCUUGCGCACACUUCCCAGAUUGGUGCCGUUGUAGGCAAAGGAGGGAAGAACAUAACCACUAUUAGGAACACUAGUGGCGCCAAAAUUAGGGUUUGCCCUCCUCCACAAUGUGCUUCUAAAGACGAGGAGUUAGUUCAAAUAACUGGUGGAAUUUUGGCUGCAAAGAAAGCAUUAAUUGCUGUAUCUCAUUGUCUUCAAGAUUGUCCGCCAUUAAGCAAAGUUCCAGUUUCUUUUAGCACACCAACUGUUAGCUCGUCUGAUAGGUCCUCCUCUGAUCCAAAUGCUGAACUAUUUCCUCAUCUUAAUUCAUUGUUACCGUCCAUGGAGGGUUUAUCUAUGCAUGAUGCUCCCAAACAGACAACUAACUCUAAUGAAACCUCUAGUCGCGAUUCAAAAGGUACAGAACAGCAAGUUGUGUUCAGGAUCCUUUGUUCUAAUAAUGUAGCUGGGAGUGUGAUUGGCAAAAGAGGGGCUAUAGUCAGAGCUCUGGAAAGUAAAACAGGUGCUUCCAUUAUCUUUGCAGCUCCUUUAAGUGAGUUUGCAGAGCGCAUAGUCACCAUUUCUGCUAUAGAGAACCUUGAAUCUUGUUAUUCUCCUGCACAAGAUGCUGUUACACUUGUCUUUGCUAGAAUUAUCGAAGAUCAAAUUGGAAAGGGUUUUCUCCCAGUAUCGAGUAUGGAAUCACCUGUAACUGCGAGGCUUUUAGUUGCAUUAAACACAGUAAAUUGCUUGGGUGGCGGUGAAGGUCAGUUGAUUUCAGAACUGAGAGAAUCAACUGGUGCUGAUAUACAAAUAUUGCAUGGGGAGCCAGUUCCAAAUGGUGCUUCAGAUAAUGAUGUGGUGGUGCAGAUUGAACUUAAGAGAGAGAGGGAUUUCAUGCAGAUCACUGGAGGGUACCAAUGCGUACAAAAUGCCCUAUAUAAAAUCACUUGUAGAAUCAGGGAUAAUCUUCUGCCAAAUGAGGUGGUUGCUGAGGCAAGAAAGAAAUUCAAUUGGAAAGUGAAUACGGAUCCUGUAAAGGGUAAUUCUUUUGGCCGUGGAAGAUCUGCUUUUCCUUCUGGGAGGUUUCUGCCGAAGAAUGCAGGGGUGCAUGCUGAAACAAUAUCACAAAAUGGAGAAUCAAAUACAGAUUUAAGUGAGAAUUCGGAACGUGGGAGAGGAAACAUGCUUGCUACUGUGACAAAUACUACUGUGGAGAUUGUAGUUUCUGAACACGUCUUUGGUUCUGUUUAUGGUGAAGAUGGUGGCAAUUUGGAUCGAAUCAGACAGAUUUCAGGGGCAAGUGUAACAGUAUACGAUCCUUCUGUUGGUACAAGUGGAGGGAAAGUUGUGAUAUCUGGGACACCAGAUCAAACCUUUGCAGCGCAGAGCUUGCUUCAAGCCUUCAUUCAAACUGGACAAGUGAGCUGAUGGAAAACCUGAAAGCUGCAUUUCAUCGUCAGUUAGGGCCAUAAGUGGUGUAUAUAGUUACGUCACACGACAACCUUCACAUUGUUAAUAUGGAUUCACUGUUUUCUAAUUUCCUUUAAGAUUUUUUAUGCUUACCUCCUAUAGAUUACAAACACAUAUUUUGUUCUCUCUAUCUCUCUCUCUGUUUAAAGAUUCACAUGGUAUCGUUUUGCUCCA
Abrus precatorius (Indian licorice) is the source of this 2432-nucleotide messenger RNA. Its product is annotated as KH domain-containing protein HEN4. Gene Ontology annotation, molecular function: mRNA binding. Gene Ontology annotation, cellular component: nucleus; cytoplasm. Bases 363 to 2216 code for a protein of 617 amino acids. Gene Ontology annotation, biological process: regulation of gene expression. Lineage: Eukaryota; Viridiplantae; Streptophyta; Magnoliopsida; Fabales; Fabaceae. The record is from RefSeq and is a predicted model, not a curated record. The transcript is spliced from 7 exons.